AUGGCGCAUCCUUCGAUCCAGGAGCUGACCGUUCAUGUCACGAACAAGUUGAGCAGCAAGAUGCUGAUAGUGCAUUGUCGAUCCGGCGAUGACGAUCUCGGUGCCCACUGCGUCGAGAUCGGUGCCGAAUUUCGCUGGAGUUUCAAGUCGAACGCUAUGGCGACGACACUUUUCUGGUGCAGCCUCGCGGUCGAAGAUAAGCGUCUUUCUUUCGUGGCGUACGGGGAUGAGGUGCCGUAUUUUUUCGAGCACUGGAGCGUCUACGACGGUGGGCUUUACGGGAAGGAUAUACGCACCGGUGGUGAACGGUUCAUGGGUGCGUGGAGGCGAAUUUGGCUACCGUAG
Linum tenue is the source of this 345-nucleotide messenger RNA. The record is from the annotation of a GenBank genome assembly. Lineage: Eukaryota; Viridiplantae; Streptophyta; Magnoliopsida; Malpighiales; Linaceae.